AUGUCAAAUUUCAAUUCAACCGACUUCACCAACCCCUCCAACUUCAUCCUGGUGGGCAUCCCUGGCCUGGAGGCCUCCCAUGUCUGGAUCUCCAUCCCCUUCUGUGCCAUGUACACCAUAGCCCUCUUGGGGAACGUCGCCAUCCUCUUCAUUGUGAAGAGGGAGCCGAGCCUCCAUGAGCCCAUGUACUAUUUCCUCUGCAUGCUGGCUGUCACCGACCUGGUCCUGACCACCUCCAUCCUGCCCAAAGCUCUGAGCAUCUUCUGGUUCAAUUCCAGGGAGAUCGAUUUCAGUGCCUGCCUCACCCAGAUGUUCUUCAUUCACAGCUUUUCAGUGACAGAAUCUGGGAUGUUUGUGGCCAUGGCUUUGGAUCGCUACGUGGCCAUCUGCCAUCCCCUGAGACAUUCCACCAUCCUGACAAACCCCGUGGUGGGCAAGACAGGUCUGGCUGUGGCCCUGCGCAGCAGCGUGUUCACACUUCCCAAUCUUUUAAUGACCAGGCAGUGGCCAUAUUGCAGAACCAACCUCAUCCCCCACACCUACUGUGAGCACAUGGCCGUGGCGAAGCUGGCCUGCGCCGACAUCCGCAUGAGUUCUUACUACGGCCUCUUUUUGUUAUUCUUUGUGACCGGUCUGGAUUUGAUUUUUAUCUCCAUUUCCUACAUCCAGAUCCUCAGGGCCAUCGUCAGCCUCCCCACCAAGGACGCCCGGCUCAAAACUUUUGGCACCUGUGGCUCCCAUCUUUGCUCCAUCUUAGCAUUUUAUGUCCCAGCUCUGUUCUCCUUAAUCAUGCACCGAGUUGGCCACAGUGUGGCCCUGCAUUUCCACGUUCUCCUUUCCAAUGUGUACCUCCUGGUGCCCCCUAUGGUUAAUCCCAUCAUCUAUGGGGUGAGGACCAGACAGAUACGGGACAGGCUUCUCCAUCUCUUGCCUCACAAAAGAACAUAA
Pelodiscus sinensis (Chinese soft-shelled turtle) is the source of this 948-nucleotide messenger RNA. The record is from RefSeq and is a predicted model, not a curated record. Lineage: Eukaryota; Metazoa; Chordata; Testudines; Trionychidae.